Molecule: messenger RNA, 813 nt
Organism: Linum trigynum
Lineage: Eukaryota; Viridiplantae; Streptophyta; Magnoliopsida; Malpighiales; Linaceae
Source: the annotation of a GenBank genome assembly
AUGGCCGACGAGGAACAUAAUGAGCUGAAGGAGGAGGUUCCAGAACUUGCCCCUUUUGAUCCAACCAAGAAAAAGAAGAAGAAGAAGGUUGUUAUUCAAGAUAUUGCUGAUGAUUCUAUGGACAAGCUGGCUGAAAAAACUGAAUCAUUGUCAGUGGCAGAUGGGGUUGAAAGUUCAUUUUCCGGAUUGAAAAAGAAAAAGAAGAAGCCUGUUGAAACAAGGCCUUUGAGUGAGGAAAUUGGGGAGGGAGAAGAAGACCUUGAUGAUCAUGGCCACGAAGAUGAUGAAGCGGAAGAAGCUUCUCUGCACCAAGAGCGUUAUCCUUGGGAAAAAAGUGACCGUGAUUAUGAGUAUGAAGAGCUUCUCGGCAGGGUUUUCAACAUUCUCCGUGAGAAUAACCCAGAGCUUUCAGGAGAUAGGCGGAGGACUGUGAUGAGGCCUCCUCAGGUUCUUCGUGAAGGGACAAAGAAAACUGUGUUUGCGAAUUUCAUGGAUCUUUGCAAGAGCAUGCAUCGACAGCCGGAUCAUGUUAUGGCUUUCUUGCUUGCUGAGUUGGGUACAAGUGGGUCUCUUGAUGGCCAGCAAAGGUUGGUUGUGAAGGGAAGAUUUGCUCCCAAAAAUUUUGAAGGGAUCCUGCGGCGAUAUAUCAAUGAGUAUGUGAUUUGCCUUGGUUGCAAAAGUCCAGACACCAUACUUUCCAAGGAAAAUCGUCUCUUCUUCCUAAGAUGUGAGAAGUGUGGAUCUGGAAGGUCUGUUGCUCCAAUCAAGGCUGGUUUCGUUGCCCGAGUAGGCCGCCGAAAUGCUGGAACAUGA